Molecule: messenger RNA, 2410 nt
Organism: Populus euphratica (Euphrates poplar)
Lineage: Eukaryota; Viridiplantae; Streptophyta; Magnoliopsida; Malpighiales; Salicaceae
Product: pentatricopeptide repeat-containing protein At2g30780-like
Exons: 3
Coding region: 105-1775 (556 amino acids)
Molecular function (GO): protein binding; mRNA binding
Source: RefSeq, a predicted model, not a curated record
GUAGCCAAACACCUCCCAAUAUAUCUCUACCUCUGCGUCUGGUCUCGUAAAACCUUCCUAAAAAUCCUACCCCUCGUACCUCCUCUCUCAGAUCAACCAACCAAAUGAAGCGAAGAUUUUUCAAAUUCUCAGACGCAGAGCUUAUCUGCCUCCGAAGACCUUCCCCUUCCCCGACUCCCAGAACCAUCACCACUUCUCCUUCCUCUUCAAUCCUCGCCAAGCACCCUUUUUACAGAUUUUUCCAAUCUUCACCCCCCUCCGCCUCCGCCUCCGCCUCCGCGGAACACCUCAUUUCCAACGUGAUCGGACUUUUCGUACACAAGCUCACUAUUAAUGAUAAUAGUAGCAGUAAUAACAAUAAUAACAACAUCAAAUCCAAGGAGAGGAAGGAUCCGACCAACAAGAUUUCUCCUCUGAGGAACAAUAAUAACGACCUCAAAUCCAAGAAGAGGGAGGAUCUGGUCAACAAGAUUUCUUCUUUGAGGGACGAGCUGCUUCAAAAUGUUGACAUGGUUUUUCAGAUUUUGGAAGAGACGAAAAAAGACGACCCCUCCUUGUUAACCAAUUCGUCCGCUUUUCUUGAGCUUUUGAAGCUCUUGCUUCUUUCUUCCCCUAAAGUAGCCCUCAAGAUUUUUAAUUGGAAAAGAACGCAAGCUGAGAACGAUACUCCUAUGACAGCAGCGGAGUAUGCCAAGGGUAUUAUGAUUGCGGGUACAGAUAAGAACGUGGAUCUUGCAGUUGAGAUAUUUGAUGAGGCUAUAAAAAAGUGCAUUAAGACGACCAGCAUGUAUAAUGCACUGAUGAGUACAUAUAUGCGUAAUGGUUUUGCUGGUAAAUGUGAAUCAUUGUUUCGGGAGAUGAAAAGGGACGUAAAGUGUAGACCUUCAGUUGUAACAUAUAACAUUCUUGUAUCAGUCUUUGGCCGCUUGAUGCUGGUUGAUAAAAUGGAGGCAAUAUUCAAGGAGAUGGAGGAUUCACGUAUUUCACCAAACUUGACAACAUACAACAAUUUAAUUAGUGGUUACUUGACUGCUUGGAUGUGGGAUAGUAUGGAAAAAACUUUUCAAAUGAUGAAUGCAGGCCCAGUUAAGCCAGAUCUUAACACCCACCUGCUAAUGUUGCGAGGAUAUGCUCAUUCUGGGAAUCUGGAACAGAUGGAACUGGUGUAUGAAUUGAUAAAAGACCAUGUUAAUGCCAGGAUACCAACACUGAUUAGGGCCAUGAUCUGUGCCUAUUGCAAGAGUUCUAUACCAGAAAGAGUUCAAAAGAUUGAGGCACUGAUGAGGCUGAUUCCAGAAAAGGAAUAUAGACCUUGGUUGAAUUUUUUGUUGAUUAAGCUUUAUGCUGAAGAAGAUAGGCUAGAGGAGAUGGAGAACUCAAUAAAUGAGGCAUUUAAUCAUAGAACCAUUGUAUCAACUGUAAGCAUUAUGCAUGCUAUUAUCACAAGUUAUUUCAGAUGCAAUGCUGUUGAUAAGCUGACAGAUUUUAUAAAACGUGCAACAUAUGCUCGGUGGAGAAUAAUCCGGCCUCUAUUUCACUGUAAAAUGGUCAUGUAUGGAAAACAAAAGCGCUUGGAUGAAAUGGAAAGUGUUCUUAUUCAGAUGGAGAAUUGCAACUUGCUCCGCACAAAAAAGACAUUUUGGAUAUUGUAUAAAGCCUACUUGAAUUGUGGUCAAUGGUAUAAGGUUGAGCAAGUAGCAGGAUUGAUGUGCAAGCAUGGAUAUGGAAAUCCUUUUGAUACAUCUCCAUUGCAAUGCACCCUGUUGAAGAGUUAGCUAUCAUGCAUCACAAAUUCUGGAAGACAUUCAAUGGAUUGCAUGAAUGGUUCAUGCAACUAUCAAUCAAAUUGAAACUCCACUGAUUUGCAGCAGUGCAGCUGAUCUAUUUCUGGGACAAGGCAUGCGGCCAUUUUCACAGCCUAAAAUGCUUUUGAUAUGUUCUUGUGGAAGAAACAUGAAGGUGAUGGAAAGUCCUCCAACCAUGGUGGUCUAUGAUUUCUGGUUUCCUUUCUGGAACUUCAAGUCCAGUUUGCACAGGCCAAUUCGAUGUUGUCAGAACAAGGCUGAUGGUUCAAAGCCGAGAAGGGGAUGAAUUGAAAUGCAAAGGCUUAGUUCAUGCUAUCACAACAAUAUAUGCCGGGGAGGGGUGUCUUGCCUUGUGGAAAGGGAUCGCUGCCUAGGCUUAUGAGAAUACCACCUGAUCAGGCCAUUAUGUGAGCUUUACCUGGCAAAACUACUGGUCUUUAUGAGAGGAGAUAUCCAGACAAUGCAUCUUUGAUGAUAUUGCUUGUAUCGUUUUGUUUUAUCUAGUUUUGAAGUCCACUGCGAGCAUAAAUUCAUAAAUUCCUAACUUCUCCUUCUUGAGUUAGUUUGGCUUUUCUAAAUGAAAUGUGCUUAGGAUACAUUAUCAA